This is a messenger RNA of Megachile rotundata (alfalfa leafcutting bee), 2940 nucleotides long. RefSeq names its product RAD21 cohesin complex component verthandi (gene vtd). The record is from RefSeq and is a predicted model, not a curated record. Gene Ontology annotation, molecular function: chromatin binding; protein binding. NCBI's taxonomy places the organism in Eukaryota, Metazoa, Arthropoda, Insecta, Hymenoptera, Megachilidae. Gene Ontology annotation, cellular component: cohesin complex. Gene Ontology annotation, biological process: replication-born double-strand break repair via sister chromatid exchange; sister chromatid cohesion.
UGGAGGGAGUUUCAGAACGUACGGUGAAAUUAGUUGCAGAUGCUUGCGAAGACGCGGUGGAAAGAAAAAUACCGUAUGUCUCAUUAAAUUCAAUAAUAUUAAAGUUAAACGUGAUAUUUUUCAUCAAAUAUGAGAGCACUAAUAUAAGAUUCAAUGAUAAGCAAGUAUCGUGAUAUCUUUUGUGUGAAAAUAAGUAGAACAUACUACGCUCCACGACAGCUUACGCGUAACCGCCAAAAUUACGGACAGAAACGCCAUCUUGUGUAAAAAUGUUGACAUCUUACUAAAUUGGGAAAGAUUUUAUAAUUGUCGUUUACUCGAGUCUGGUGACUCGAUUUGACUAUUUAUAAGUGUUAAAAAAUGUAACUUUAUCCACUAAUUGACACAUCAACAGGUUUUUUUAUUACAAGAACUCUACAUAACAUAAAGUCAUCAUCAUGUUUUACGCACAUUUUGUGUUGGCCAAAAAAGGGCCGCUAGCUCGUAUUUGGUUAGCCGCCCAUUGGGACAAGAAAUUAACAAAAGCCCAUGUAUUUGAAACGAACAUUGAAAAAUCUGUAGAUGGCAUAUUGCAGCCAAAGGUAAAAAUGGCUUUAAGAACAUCGGGUCAUUUAUUAUUGGGUGUUGUACGGAUAUACUCACGGAAGGCUAAAUACCUUUUGGCCGAUUGUAAUGAAGCAUUUGUUAAAAUUAAAAUGGCCUUUAGGCCCGGCAUGGUAGAUCUGCCAGAGGAACACAGAGAAGCUGCUGUAACAGCAAUAACAUUACCAGAAGUUUUUCAUGAUUUUGAUACAGCAAUGCCUGAAUUAAAAGAUGUUGAUAUUGAAGCACAAUUUAGUUUAAACCAGUCUCGGGCAGAAGAAAUAACCAUGAGAGAAGAUUAUGGUAGUCUGGCUUUAGUUACUCAUGAUCAAGGAUUUGGUGAUAUGAGUUUUGAUGCGGAACCGCCGGAACUAUUAAGACAUGCUGGUGCUGUGGAACCAUCAUUGGAUCAAACUCAUAUGUUGUUCACUGACGGACCAGGGAUUGAAGCAGCUUUAGAACAGAAAGAAAAAGAACCAGUUCCCGGCCCAUCGGUGACGGCGCAAGCUAUGGAUAUAGAUAUGCCUAUUAGGGACGACGGUUUUGGUGGACAUCUUGGACAGGAUAUUAUAUCUGGAGGAUUAUUUGAGGGUGGUUUAUUUGAUGAGGCACCAAUGGGUGAAGUACCUGUACCUGAGGUUAGCGCAGUAACAGAAACACAAGAACCAGGUGUAGUCGCCGGAGCUGCACCCUCCGUACACGAUGAAUCUGAGGAAGAAAUGGGAGAUCGCUUUGGAGGACCAUCAUCUCCAAUGGGUGGAAUGAGUUCUGAUGAAUCCAGGCCCGUUUCGCCAGCUGUGGCCGGAGAAGAAGUCGAAGGAAGAAUAAGUGUUGCAAGUCGCCGUUUUACACCCGCUCCGCCUAUUCCUGAAGAACGUCCGAUGGAAGCUAUUGAAGAAGCACCACCACUACAGGACCAAACCACAUUGUUGCAUGAUGAAGAAGAAAGUUUUGCCCUGGCACCAGUUGACGCAUCUGCUUUAAAAGGAUUCACAAAAACUAAACGUAAACGUAAGCUUAUCGUGGACGAGGUAAAAAAUAUUUCUGGUGAAGAAAUGAAAGCACAAUUGUCAGACACAAGUGACAUCAUCACAACAUUGGAUUUGGCUCCACCCACAAAAAGAUUAAUGCACUGGAAAGAAACUGGUGGAGUUGAAAAAUUAUUUGCUUUACCGGGAAGACCAAUACCAGCACGUGUAUUGUUUAAGAAUUAUCAACGACAUUUAACAAGCAAAUCGUACGACCACGAAGACUUUGGACGUCUAGUAGGUGAAGAAGAGGGUAUGCCUUUGGAGCAAAUGAGAGAACCCGUAGAAGCAGAAUCGUUUGACCAAUCUAUUCUAAAUAAACGUAUGAGCCGUAAGCGGAAAGCACCGUUCGAAGAGGAGGUAAGGCCACCACCUCCAGCGCCAGCACCUCCUCCAAUAGAACUUGCCCCUGAAACGAUAGAAGUUCCAAGCAUAGCUUCCCAACCCAGUCUUCCUCCAGAAGAACCACAAAUACCACCUCCUGAAAUCUCUUUACCGGCGGAACCAUCAUUAUCCGAAAUCAGUGGUAUAGUGCCACCCGUGGAAGAAGCGGAAAUGACUCCAGUAGUUCCCGAAGCACCUAUGGUACCCACAGAAAUGCCUGAAAUUCCUCAACCUGAAGCUGUUGUUGCACCUGAAGAACCAGUUGUUGCCCCAGUCAUUCCAGCGGAACCAGAAGUUCCAGCUGCACCACCCGCGGAAAUGCCUCAAAUGGAGAACAUGGGCUAUGAUCAGGCUCAACCUCAGGUACCCUAUGUAGGAUAUGAUGAACAUCCUCCACCACCUCACACGCCUGCUAUAUCAGAAAGAGGACCAGCAACUCCAUGGAAUCACGAAGACUACGAAUUCCCACCAUCUGUAGGACCUCAAGAAGAACAACAAAUAGACGAAACGUAUGAACAGUUUGAAGAACGAGUUCUUAACAAGAGAGCAGCACACAUGUACCAAGUUAUAAAAAAUAAACUAGAUACCAAAGAUAGAUUGACGCUAUCGGAAAUGGCAUACAAAAAUAAUCGUAAACAGGUUGCACAAAAAUUCUACACCUUAUUAGUUCUUAAAAAGUUCCAAGUAUUAGAGCUAUCUCAAGAAUGUCCGUACGCUGAUAUUGUAGUCAACAAAGGACCAAAAUUCGAGAAUCCUGCAUUGUAAAAGUAUUAGUGUACUUAUACAUUAUCUGCUAUUGUGAACAAUUAUUAAUGGAAGAAUCAAGAGAAUAUUUUAUGGAUAUAAUACUUUUAUGUAUUGCAGUCAUACUUUAGGAACAACGACAUGAUUAAUUUAUUGUAUUUCUCCGAUAUACGCAUAAAUGUUACCUCUAUUUUUUCUUCUA